UUCGGAAACGAAGGGCUCGUUGCGCCUCUUCCUUCUCUUCUUGUCCUUCUUCAUGCCGCUUCAAUCAGGAUAUUCUCUUUCCUUCAACAUAUCUCGGUUCGACCCGCACGCCACAGACAUGGUCUAUGAAGGCGACGCGAGGCCGAACGUUGGGACCAUCGACUUCACCAGCCUCACUUACUCUUGCCAUGUCGGCCGGGCAUUUUACGCGGAGAAGCUGCGGCUCUGGGACUCCGCCUCUAGGAGGCUCACGGACUUCUCCACUCACUUCUCCUUCGCCAUCGACACGCGGAACCAGUCGGGGUAUGGGGCGGGCUUGGCCUUCUUCCUCGCCCCGGUCGGGUUCCAAAUCCCGGUCAAUUCUGUUGGUGGCUUCUUAGGCCUGUUCAACACCACGUACAGUGACUCGCCCUCAAACCAAAUUGUCGCGGUCGAGUUUGACCCCUUUGCCAAUCCCGAAUGGGAUCCUCCAUAUGAGCACGUCGGGAUCAACAUCAACUCCAUCGCCUCGGCCGUGACCACCCCUUGGAACGCUAGCUUCCACAGCGCUGACACCGCUGAUGCGUGGAUUGUGUACAACUCCGAGACCAAGAACAUGAGCGUUUCUUGGAGCUAUCAGACUACGCCGAACCCACAAGAGAACACAAGUAUUUCGUAUCAGAUUGAUCUCACCACUAUCUUGCCCGAGGAGGUGAUGAUCGGUUUCUCAGCUGCGACUGGCUAUUACAUUGAACGUCACCAGCUUGAAUCUUGGUCCUUCAAUUCAAACCUCGAAGUCAAGCAACGGCAAGGAAAUGCAAAAAGGACAAAGUUGGUUGUCGGCUUAGCAGUUCCGCUGGGGGUCCUACUCUGCGGCAUCGCAGCAACAUCGGCAAUCCUCUGGAGGAGGAGGAGGAGGCAGGGGAGGAGCGAGAGAUUGGAGACGGCAAACAUAACGUCCAUAAAUGACGAGCUUGAGAGAGGCGCCGGGCCACGGAGGUUUUCAUACACAGACCUCGUUUCCGCCACCAACAACUUCGCCGCAGAGAGGAAGCUGGGCGAGGGUGGGUUCGGGGCAGUCUACAGGGGAUAUCUGGUUGGCCUGGAUGCGGUGGUUGCGGUCAAGAGGAUAUCAAGAGGGUCUAAACAGGGGAAGAAGGAGUUCAUCACCGAAGUGAAGGUGAUCAGCAGCUUGAGGCACAGAAACUUGGUGCAACUCAUAGGUUGGUGUCACGAGGCGAGCGAGUUCCUGCUCGUCUACGAGCUCGUGCCAAACGGGAGCCUUGACACGCACCUCUUCGGCAAGAAGAGCCCUCUAGGCUGGGCUGCCCGGUACAAGAUUUCGGUCGGGCUUGCCUCUGCGCUCCUCUACCUCCACGAGGAGUGGGAGCAGUGCGUGGUGCACCGGGACAUCAAGUCGAGCAACGUGAUGCUGGACUCGGGGUUCAAUGUCAAGCUCGGAGACUUCGGGCUGGCCCGUCUCAUGGACCACGAGCUUGGGCCACAGACGACUGGGCUGGCCGGCACGUUCGGGUACUUGGCCCCGGAGUAUGUGAGCACGGGGCGGGCAAGCAAGGAGUCCGACGUGUAUAGCUUUGGGGUGGUUGCGCUCGAGAUUGCGACGGGACGGAAGUCCGUCGACCCAAUGUACCAAUCCUUGGAAAUGAGUUUGGUGGAGUGGGUGUGGGACCUUUAUGGGAGAGGCCAGGUUGUCGAGGCCAUGGAUGAGAGGCUUCAAGUGGAUUUCGACCGGAAACAAGUGGAGUGCUUGUUGGUGGUGGGCUUGUGGUGUGCUCAUCCCGACCGAAGCCUGAGGCCCACCAUAAGGCAGGCGCUUCAAGACCUCAAUUUCGAGGCUGCGGUGCCGGUUCUUCCUAAUAAAAUGCCCGUCGCAGUGUACCACGCGCCGUUGCCACCGUCUGUCAACUCCGGCGAGCCAGUCAUCACGAGUAGUAUCCAAGAAGGUCGUUGAGCGUGGUUGAUUGACAAUUGGAAAGGAUGGAACAAGAAUUAU
Eucalyptus grandis is the source of this 1993-nucleotide messenger RNA. Its product is annotated as L-type lectin-domain containing receptor kinase IX.1. Gene Ontology annotation, molecular function: carbohydrate binding; ATP binding; protein kinase activity. The coding region runs from base 53 to 1951 and encodes 632 amino acids. Gene Ontology annotation, biological process: protein phosphorylation. The record is from RefSeq and is a predicted model, not a curated record. NCBI's taxonomy places the organism in Eukaryota, Viridiplantae, Streptophyta, Magnoliopsida, Myrtales, Myrtaceae. The transcript has a single exon. Gene Ontology annotation, cellular component: plasma membrane.